Drosophila eugracilis is the source of this 986-nucleotide messenger RNA. RefSeq names its product carbonic anhydrase 2 (gene CAH5). The coding region runs from base 50 to 958 and encodes 302 amino acids. The record is from RefSeq and is a predicted model, not a curated record. Gene Ontology annotation, molecular function: carbonate dehydratase activity; zinc ion binding. Gene Ontology annotation, cellular component: cytoplasm. The transcript is spliced from 5 exons. NCBI's taxonomy places the organism in Eukaryota, Metazoa, Arthropoda, Insecta, Diptera, Drosophilidae.
GAACGCAUCUGAAAGUAAUUCCAGGAACAGUGAACAGUCUCCACUGAAAAUGUUCUCCCUAAGUUUUGGGUUGCUUCUAGCCAUCUGCGGAUGCACUUUUGCCUAUAUUGAGAUACCUGAGGCCUAUCUGACUGCUAUAAGUCAGGAUCGGGCGGAUGAGCAAUCUGCAGGCGAGUAUAACUACGAUGAGCAGGGUGAUGAUUGGACGGGAACAUGCCAGACUGGGCAGAACCAGUCGCCCAUCGAUUUGAUUUUUGAAGAUUCUAAGAUAGUGUCCAUUCCCCGUCUGCGUUUCAACUACUAUGAUCAGCCAUUGCAAACUCCCUUGGUGAUUACCAAUAAUGGACACACAGCAAAUAUGGUCAUUCCACUAACACGAGGAGGUCAGCGUCCCUCCAUAAAUGGCAGUCUUCUGCCUGGAGAUUUCGAGGCACAGAGCGUACAUUUCCAUUGGGGAUCGCGGGACUCCAAGGGUUCGGAACAUGCCAUCAACUUCCAGCGUUACGACGUGGAAAUGCACAUUGUCCAUAAGAACACCAUAUAUAGCACUAUGGGCGAGGCAACUCAGAAUCCCGAUGGAAUAGCUGUCUUGGGGGUGAUGUUGAGGGCAGUGGAUCGCCAGGUCUCGCAGCACUACGGACUGAACAAGAUAUUCAACCAGCUGCCCAGAAUCGUGCAGUAUAACUCCAAUGCUACAAUAACCGGAAGACUGACUGUCGGCCAACUUUUGGGAAAUAUCGUCACCGGAGAGUUUUUUACAUACAAUGGAUCUCUGACCACCCCGGAUUGUGCCGAAUCUGUCACUUGGACUGUUUUCCCCGACGUUUUGGACUACCCUCGUCGUCAGAUCGCAAAGCUCUGGAACCUCAAGGACUCACGACAAAAGCCUCUGAUCGACAACUAUCGCAGCAUUCAGGACACCAAUGAUAGAGAUGUUUAUUAUCGUACAAUUCAAUAAAAUGAAAAUAUACCUAACACCUUAAAAA